AUGGCCUCAUCCUCGACAUCGCACCACCACCGCAGCAGCAGCAGCAGUCUGCAGCCCAAAUCUAUUCCACCUCGCACCUCCAGCUCAGGGAGUCACAACCAUUCCAGCAGUCUAACGCAGUCUCCUCCUCCUCCGGCUCCUGCCACCACCAGCACCGCCGACCACGAUAGCAGAUCGAUCCUCAAGACUGUAUCAGAAGGAGACUGGCUCUCCUCCAGACAACCUCCACCACUCGCCCCCCCAUCACCUCUAUCCAGCCCGAACCUGGCCAGGAUGCCUCACGCCCCCGAACCCAACACGACACUGCCGGGUCUAUGGUCGCCACCGUACAAGGUCUCGGGCAUAACCGCCACCGCCGCGCCUCCUCCUCCUCCUCCUCCUCCGACCGGUGACAACGACCCGAACCGCUUCAGAGAUUACGAUCUAAACUUCGGCCCCGGUCGGUCUUGGUCCUCCGACAACGAGCGCAUCGUUCGCGGCCCCUACGACUACGUCGUCAGCCACCCAGGCAAGGACUUCCGCGCGCAGCUGAUAUCCGCCUUCAAUGCGUGGCUGGACGUGGACCCCGAGUCCCUGAGCGUCAUCACGCGCGUGGUCGGCAUGCUCCACGAGUCCUCCCUCCUGGUGGACGACGUGCAGGACUCGUCCGAGCUGCGCCGCGGCUUCCCCGUCGCCCACCACGUCUUCGGCGUGGCCCAGACCAUCAAUGCGGCCAACUACAUGUACUUUGACGCCCUCCGCGAGCUCCAGGCCCUCGACGGUACGCCACCGUCAGGCUCGGGCUCGGGCUCGGGCUCUGCCGGCGCCGGCGUGGCCGUGGCCACCUUUGCCGAGGAGCUGGCCAACCUCCACCGCGGUCAGGGCAUGGACCUCUACUGGCGCGACACCCUCACCUGCCCCUCCGAGGACGACUACCUCGACAUGGUGGGCAACAAGACGGCCGGCCUCUUCCGCCUGGGCGUCAAGCUGAUGCAGCAGCGGUCGCGCGAGCCCGAGCCCCGCACCGACUGCGUGCCCCUCAUCAACCUCAUCGGCCUCAUCUUCCAGAUCAGGGACGACUACAUGAACCUCUCCUCGUCCGAGUACUCGUCCAACAAGGGCCUGUGCGAGGACCUGACCGAGGGCAAGUUCUCCUUCCCCGUCAUCCACUCCAUCCGCGCCGACCCCGCAAACCGCGAGCUCAUCAACAUCCUCAAGCAGAAGACGUCGGACGUCCAGGUCAAGCGCUACGCCGUCUGCAGGAUGGAGGCCACCGGCAGCUUCCAGUACACCAGGAGCGUCCUGGCCGUCCUCAUCGAGAGGGCCCGCAGGACCGCCGUCGAGAUUGAUCGUGGUAGGGGAAAACUCGCCGGUAUCCUCAAGAUACUCGACAAGAUGUCUAUCGAGUAG
Messenger RNA from Geosmithia morbida, 1389 nucleotides. RefSeq names its product geranylgeranyl diphosphate synthase, type III. The coding region runs from base 1 to 1389 and encodes 462 amino acids. Gene Ontology annotation, biological process: isoprenoid biosynthetic process. NCBI's taxonomy places the organism in Eukaryota, Fungi, Ascomycota, Sordariomycetes, Hypocreales, Bionectriaceae. The record is from RefSeq and is a predicted model, not a curated record. The transcript has a single exon. Gene Ontology annotation, molecular function: prenyltransferase activity.